GAAAGGCGCUGCCGACGCUUACCUUGUACGUCAUCACAAGUGGCCGCUCGUGUCACCCAACGUUUUCCGACCCAUUCUGAUCUGCUUGGCGGGAGCUGUGUAUUACGAUGUUCCCAUCACCGCGUUCUCAAAUCGGAGCGACAUCCCGGCGCCCGCUUUCUAAUCGGGGACCCGCUGGAAGGAAAAGUCUAGCCGCUGGUAUUCCUUUGCAUUCUCCGGUGUUUUCUUCACCCGCAGGGAGCCGGGCCACGACGGGUGCUUCCUGGGCAAUGCCAACAAAAGGAGCGGCUCACCCGUUCGUUGUUGAGACUGACAAUUACAAUGUUCAGCUGUUCGGAUCAUCUCUCCCUGUCAAGGUCAUGGAGGCAUUGGCAAAUUCUAACGAUCAACCUUUAAGUUUCAACGUGUGUGACUCUGGAUGGGCCUGGUUAGUCUCCGGGGAUCGCCUUACAAUCUGGAAGAUCGGCCAGUCUCCAUCUGCAAAGUUGGUGUGCAAAGAGUUGCAACUCCCACCCAGCAAAUCGCCAUCUUCUGCAGAACUCGUCGCUGUAUCCGCUCACUCGGGUGAUUCUUCUUCUUCUUCUGCGCAGUCAGUUGCGGUAAUGGCGGCUACACGCGAAGGAACAGUCCGCCACUGGCCGAGUCUCUCGCAUGAAGAAUUUUUCACCGAAACGCAUGUCGAUUUUAAUGGCUCCGCUUGUGCGUUCCUUACUGCCGUUCAGAUCGGCGAUUUCGUAUUGUCAUCGGAAGCGAAUCGGCUUGUUCGAUUAAUGCCGGAUUCCUCUGGGAAAAUCCACCAGCGCUUCUUUCAGCAAGGGAAAAGCGUGCUGUCCGGUAUCGGCCGCAGAGUUUCGUCUCUCUUGGGCAUUUUACCUUCCGCCGUGGAAUCUUCUCUUUGCAGCGUUCUUUGGGAUAAAGGAGAUUGCUUAUACACGCUCACAAACACUAGCAUUGAGAAAUGGGAAAUGAAUGACAGCGCCGAAUAUCACAUUCAAAGUUGGGACUUCAGACAGCUGAUUGACGAAAAAAUUUCUGAUGCCAUUUGGGGCUCUGAAAGUAAUUACAGCGCUAUCAGAAGCGGAAUCAACUUCGCUUACUUGGAUUUAAAUCACAAUGAAGACGGUCUGAUUAUCUUGGCCGCUGCCUGGCGUUGCGGAGACGAUCCUUGCCUGAUCUAUUACACCCUUGUAAAUGUAAAUGACGAAGGUUACAACUUUUCCGAUGAAGUUAAUGUUGACGUUACUCAAUUCAACCCACUUUUUGAGUCUGAAGAAAUGUUGAUUUCUCAUCUUGUGGUUCCUAACUUUGCUGGACAGUCGUUUUACAUCUAUACCAAAGAAAUGGUUUUUGCCUAUUCCGUGGGGCGUAAGAGAAGCACUUUGACGCAGGAGACCAUUUCAUUUGAAGCGCAAGGAGAUUAUAUAAUAGGAGCGGGAACUUGUGCUGAUAUGCCAAUCGUUUUUACCAGAAAGAGUGGCCUUCUUACUAUCGUUCCUCGAGAAAAUGCAUUGGGGUUGCUGAAAGAGUUUGAAGAUUCACCAUCGUCGUCAAUGGCUGUCGUCAGUAAUCGGGUUGCGUUGCCGGAGAAGGGAGACGCAAUUAAUUGUGACAAGACAAAGUUGCUGAAGGCUGCGUUUUUGCAAUAUUGCAGGAAGGAUACAGUUGGGGCACAGUGCAUGAUAGACAGUCUGUUCCCAACUGCUGUGGAUUUCCAAACGGACAAAGAAUUGGAUCAAGCUGUUGCACAAAUCAGCAUGGACUUGGUGGAUGACUAUCCUGCGUCUGAUCCUAGAUGGGCAGAGUCAGUACCUGACGAAACGGCUUACUUGAGUAAUACUUCUUUGAUUCUUUUGCAUCAGUUGGAAGAUAAAAUGAAAGCACAUUCAUUUUUUCUGGACUUUCUUCAUCAGGUUGGGCUCUUCGAUUGUUUAAGCACCUGCCAGACGAGAGAGCUUACCGUGGCAACUCGACUGUUGCUUUGUGAACACGCUGAGAAACUGUCAUCUGCAAUUGCUCUGAAGAAUCACCACGCCAGGCUUCCUAAACUGGUAAACUCUGCUAUACAGCUGGCACUAAACAAAAAAAUGCAUUCCGUUCCACCAAACCUUACUGCUGCUGAUGUCUACUUUAGAGAGGUAUCGCAGAUGGAUAUCAUCUUUGAAUGCUUUGUAGACCAAGAGGAAGCCGAGCUGCAAAACUCAACUAUGGACACUGCAGACUGGGCAAAUGUAGUUCUUGAUGUGAAUAUGAUUUUAAAGGAUAUGCUGCACGCUGCAAGUCAGUAUCGUCUAAAUAAAGCAUCUCUUUAUAAAACUGAACAUAUGAAAAAAGAACCAGAGUAUAUCCCAUGGACUGCUUCUGUAGGUAUUCGUACAGUUAUUUCACGCCAGCACAGCAUAAUACUUAAAGUCUACUCUCAAGCUGAUUCCAUACUCCGCAGCGAGCUCGCAGAACAACUGGCAUCCCUAUUGAAUUAUUUUCUUGAUGAUUACGUCACUCAGUUGAAAUCUGUGGACCAGCCAUCCAGCCAGGAACGAUACAACGUUCUUGAAGUAGAGUAUGCACAGAAGAGAUCUGAACUUCUCACUCCAUUUUUGACGUUGGGACAGCACCAGUGGGCAUCUAGUCUUGCUGAGAAGUUCUGCGAUUUUGAUAUUUUGGUGCAGAUAUGUGAAAUCACAGACAGCGAGAACAGGCUGCAGCAUUAUAUGACUCAGUUUGCUGAUCAGAAUUUUUCAGAUUUCUUGUUCCGCUGGUAUUUAGAGAAAGGGAAGCGUGGAAAGCUUUUGUCCCAACCAGUUUCCCAGCAUGGGCACCUGGCUUUAUUUCUGCAAGCUCAUGAACAUCUUAGUUGGUUACAUGAAGUUAACAGCCAGGAUUUUGAAACGGCACACAGAACACUGUAUACCCUUGCAAACAUGGAGAGACGGUACUUUAGUAAGAAGAAGACACUGUUGGCACUGAGCAAAUUGGCUGCUUUGGCAUACGAUUCGCAUGAAGAUGUAUGCAUGCAUGAAGAUAAAAUUGAAGAAAUUGCAGACCAGGAACAUUUUCUUCUUCAUCAAGAAACCUUGCCUCCACAGGUUCUAGAGGAUAAAAAAUUGGAAUUAAACAUGAUGCCUGUGCUGACACCAUUAGAAUUAAUCAAGCUAUACAUAAGUGAAGAGAACAGAAACGCAAAUGAAAAUGAUUUCAAGAAAGCUCUUGACCUGCUGGAAUAUAUCCAUGAGGAUGAUGGAGUGAAUUUGGAACAACUGAAGCAAGAAAUACUUUGCAAAUCUGUAAAGAAAAACACGUGGUCUACUUUAGGUGGGAAAGAUGACCCAAUCGAAGCCUCAAAAAACUCAGUUUUUGUUAAAGUACUUCAAAAGUUAUUAAAUGAAGGCAAAGACCUUGAGACUUACUUACCCGAUGUAAACGCUCUUCUUCAGUCAGAUGAACUUGGCAGUUUGAAGUCAAAUCGAUGUUUUGAGUUUGUUCUAAAAGCAAACUAUGAACAUUUUUUAAAAGCACAUGCAUAAUUGACUUAAAAAUACCUACUAUUUUGUUUCCAAAUAAGGAUAUGUGCUAAUAAAAUUACAGCUUG
Messenger RNA from Rana temporaria (common frog), 3586 nucleotides. RefSeq names its product nucleoporin 133 (gene NUP133). Lineage: Eukaryota; Metazoa; Chordata; Amphibia; Anura; Ranidae. The record is from RefSeq and is a predicted model, not a curated record. The coding region runs from base 108 to 3521 and encodes 1137 amino acids. Gene Ontology annotation, biological process: transcription-dependent tethering of RNA polymerase II gene DNA at nuclear periphery; poly(A)+ mRNA export from nucleus; protein import into nucleus. Gene Ontology annotation, molecular function: structural constituent of nuclear pore; protein binding. Gene Ontology annotation, cellular component: nuclear pore outer ring. The transcript has a single exon.